AAAAACUCAAGCCUACAUUUCUGUAGGUCGAAACAACUUGUAAUAAAAUUGGUCAGGGACUGGGUCUCGAGAAUAGAACUUACGCCAAGGUGGCUGCUGGACUAAGAGGGGAUAGGACGAUCGCAUGGCUGCUCGGGUUGCCGUAGCAAAAUGGGUAGGUUGUCGAGGAAAUCAUCGACCAAACAGUUCCAGGGAUGCCAUUAUUAUUAAAAGUUUUGACUCUUCGGUGGGGAAAUUGAGGGCGUAUUUAUCGCGGUGAAAAAUAUUGUGAAAGAAGGAAAAUAAAAUAAUUGGGCAAAGUGAUGGAGACCGAGCAAGUGUACGUCAAGCAUCGAAUGCAAUUCGGAAAAUGGUGCAACUUCGAAGAAAAUGACGCGUUAGAAGUUGACAUAAAACCGAACGCUUCGCUGAUGCACGAGUUCGUCAGAAUUGAUCCGGUAACUGAAGGAACACAGUGCAGCAAAAGUUAUUCAUCACACGAGAUAAACACAACAACAGCGACCUUCAAGGAGUCCGGUUUACAUCACGUGGAGGGUGGCUGGCCCAAGGACAUAAAUAUGCACGAUUUAGAACAGACCGUAAGAUACAGACGGAAAAUAGAGAAAGAUGAAUUGUAUAUUCACACCAUGCUGCAAUUAUUGCCGCCGAUGGAACACUGCAUACUUCAAAACAACGCUUGCAACAUAUACGAACAGUAUUUUCAGGACACCGAGCCAGCCCCAUUGGUGCAGCGAACUUAUUCUCGUACAGUGAACGUUUAUCGCGAUUUGGCGCCUCUCAAACGUCCGAUCACCCACCUCUCUUGGUCACCCGACCAAGGCACAAGGUUGGCCGUCAGUUACUGCAACACCGAUUUCAAAAAGGCCAAAAAUUACAGUCCCUGCUCGUACAUCUGGGACGUAGAAAACCCGAACAACCCUUUUUUAACACUGAAACCGCAAUGCCCGAUUUUUACGAUUGAGUACAGCCCGAAAGACAGCAACACACUCGUCAGUGGCUUGAUGUCUGGACAAGUAGCUUUCUGGGACAUCAGGAGAGGUUCGGAGCCCGUUGAAACGAGCUUAAUCGAGGACAGCCAUCGCGAUCCGUGCGACAAAGUUCUUUGGAUUAAUUCGAAGACUGGAACCGAGUUUUUCAGUGCUUCCAAAGAUGGCCAGGUCAAGUGGUGGGACACUAGAAAGAUACAAACUCCGACGGACAACUUGGUUAUUGACUUGACGAAGCCCGAGGAACAAGAUAUAAAUCGGGCCAUAGGAGUGUCAGCCCUGCAAUUCGAGCCGUCGAUCGGCACGCGCUUCAUGUGCGGCCUAGAAAAUGGUACUCUCUUUUUUUUCCCCGAGUGUCGUACGAAAAACAAAUUGAAAAUGUAUAAUGGACGCGGACUCGUGAAAACUCGAACAGGUAUGGUCAUUUCCGGCAACCGGAAAGGAAAAACUCCGGGUGAAAAAAUUGCUACCAGAUUCAAAGUGCAGUACGGGCCGGUUAUUAGCGUCGAGAGAAAUCCCAUAUUCGUGAAAAAUUUUUUGACCGUCGGUGAUUGGACCGCGAGAAUAUGGUCCGAGGAUUGUAGAGAGUCUUCCAUCGCUUGGACUCCCGGUCACCGCGAUCUUCUUACUGGUGGCGCAUGGAGUGCGACGCGGUUUUCAGUUUUUUUUCUUACGAAAAUUGACGGUACUCUCGACGUGUGGGAUUUAAUUGUUCAACAAGAUUCUCCCGUUUUGAGUAUCAAGGUUUGCGAUGAGGCUUUGACGUGCAUGAGACCCCACGAACAGGGGCGCCUCGUAGCGGUAGCUGGAAAAAAUGGCACUACUUACCUAUUGGAAUUUUCCGAAGCGCUGACGAUUAACCAGAAGAACGACAAACUUUUAUUAACCGCGUUUUUAGAUAGAGAAACUCGGAGAGAAAAAGUAAUAGAAGCUAAGAAUCGAGAAAUUCGACUGAAAAUGAAAACAACUCUCCGACCGGAAGUUGAUUCAGAAGGUCAGGACGGCCCUUCCCGGGGAGGCGCUCAAAAGGCACGUGUCUUGGAUUCAAAGGAUCCUUUGAUAAUACAGUGUGAACUGGAUUACGAGACGGCUAUAGAGGCGGAAAUCUCCAGAAACGCUUUGAUCGAAGAAAACGAAGUGAAUAAUAAUCACUCACAAAAUGGAUUUUGAUUUUUGGAAAGUGUUUUAUUUAUUUUUUGUUUUAUCCACACCAACUGUCAAAUGAUCCGUCAAUGAAUCCUGGGACUACUACUGACAGAUCGAUUUAAAAUGGACCAAAAUAUUUCGACGAAUCGAUCUUUGUUGUAACACGUGCAUUAAAACUUCAGGAUAUCAGAGUUGUUUAAGAUUCGCGAUGGGAUUUCUGGAGCAAUAUUUUAUCAAUCAUGGUUAUCGUCAAAUAUUAAUAUAAUUGGUUAUUUUGUUGUAAGAAAUACUUUAAUAGACCUAGCCCAGGAAUUUGUAAAAAAUCACAUCUAUUGUAAAUUUACAAAAUAUAUAGAAAAUCCAGACUUGUAGUA
Molecule: messenger RNA, 2506 nt
Organism: Venturia canescens
Lineage: Eukaryota; Metazoa; Arthropoda; Insecta; Hymenoptera; Ichneumonidae
Gene: Dnai2
Product: dynein, axonemal, intermediate chain 2
Exons: 9
Coding region: 303-2156 (617 amino acids)
Biological process (GO): outer dynein arm assembly; cilium movement
Cellular component (GO): outer dynein arm
Molecular function (GO): dynein light chain binding; dynein heavy chain binding
Source: RefSeq, a predicted model, not a curated record